This is a messenger RNA of Sphenostylis stenocarpa, 393 nucleotides long. Lineage: Eukaryota; Viridiplantae; Streptophyta; Magnoliopsida; Fabales; Fabaceae. The record is from the annotation of a GenBank genome assembly.
AUGCCAACCACCCUUCACAGCAGUUUCAAGCUCCUAGCCACCCACUGCACCACCACCACCGCCACCCACAGCCCCACCGCCAGCCCCGUCCUCCGCCGCCGCCGCCGCAAGACUCUCCGCAUGCUACUCCACCACGACCCGCCGGAAUCCGCCGACAACCACGUCAGAGUCCGCUCUAAGCUCAAGGAUUUGCUCCUCUCCUCGCCGCCUCCACCGCCGAUCACAAAACGCCAAGAGCAGGCCACCUUUCUCCCCGCCUCCACUGGCGUCGGUUUCCGAUCCCGGACCGGCUCCAGACUCCGUCGUGGUGUCUCCGCCGCUGGGCCGGUGUCGCUCCGGCACCGACUGUUGAGAAGAGCGUGGCGGCCGGUUCUACUAUCUAUCCCUGAAUAG